Papaver somniferum (opium poppy) is the source of this 993-nucleotide messenger RNA. Its product is annotated as F-box/kelch-repeat protein At3g23880-like. The record is from RefSeq and is a predicted model, not a curated record. The coding region runs from base 1 to 993 and encodes 330 amino acids. Lineage: Eukaryota; Viridiplantae; Streptophyta; Magnoliopsida; Ranunculales; Papaveraceae. Gene Ontology annotation, molecular function: protein binding. The transcript is spliced from 2 exons.
AUGUCAAGUAUUCCUGAAGAGAUCUACCUCGAUAUCUUGUUAAGGUUAUCAGUGAAAUCAACACUUGCAUGUAAGUGUGUCUGCAAGUAUUGGUAUGCCCUAAUCACUUCCUCGUAUUUUGUUAAAUCCCACCAUAAUCUUACUAUCCAGGAAACAAAAUUUCUUGUCAUGAUAUCUGACUCUGAAAAGCCUCGCAGAGUAAUCUGCUCCGUAAGCUAUGAUCCUUUAUCGGUGUCUUCUAAAGAAUUUCAUUUGUAUGGCGUGGAAAUUGAUAGGCCAUUGGGAUGUCUAGAUUAUGCUUUUCAGUUAGUGGGUUAUUGUAAUGGUUUGGUUUGUAUUUGGAGUCCACUGAAAAAGUUGUUUGGUCUAUGGAAUCCUUACAAUAACGAAUUUAAGGAACUACCCAAAUCGCUAAAUAAUCCAGUGGCUCCAAUGAAUUUUCCAUAUGCUUUUGGUUAUGAUAUGCUUGUAUUGAUAUGCUUGUAUUAUGAUUUUGUGGGCAAUAAUUUACUAGUUGAUGUCUGUAUCAUAGGACAAAAAUCAUGGAGAAGUACUCGAGUCACCCUUUACAUCAUAGAUCAAGGCAAUGAAACAUUCAAAGAAUUGCAACCACCAGAAGUACCUUUAGAGAAAAGGAAAUGGUGGUCUGGUGUGGGAGUGUUGAAAGAGUGCCUUUGUGUACUUGCUUAUGAUGUCAAUGUUGAAGUAUGGGUUAUGCAGGAUUAUGGAGUUCAAGAAUCUUGGACAAGACAUUAUACCAUUACCCAUGAGAGAAUUGUAAAAGAUCAUCUGAGGCCUAUCUGGUGUUUCAGCAAUGGUGAGAUUCUAUUCGUGAACAGUGUUUGGUAUCAUGCUGAUCUAGUUUUGUAUGACCCAAAGGAUGGAAGUGCUAGAAAUCCAAAUGUGCAUGUUGAGAACCAAAUAUUCAAAUUUCCGAAGGCAAUGAAUACAUUUAUCUUAGUUCCGACUUCAGUACUUAGGUGGGGUGAAUAA